GAGUCACAUCGCGGGGUGCCAUGGAACUCUGCAAGAUUCAAACACGGGCUCCCGGGCUCAGCCUCGUUGUCUACCGUGGACAUGCCCCAUACGCUGCCUAAGACGGCACGCCGCUCAGCCGUACCAACUCGAACCGUCGCGAGUCACCCUCAAAAGUGCAUUUGGAGUUUAGCACCGCUUCCUUUAAAACCAUCCAACCCUUCUUCCCCCUUUCGGGUUUUUCCAGCAACUGUCCGGAAACAACCUACUCUUUGGAAGGAAGGAAAAAAAAUUGAAAGAAUUAAAAAAGUUUCCAAAUCCAAAAUGCACAAGAUCCCUUCCCCAUCACUUUUCACCGACGAGGACAAGGCUCCUGGAUUGACCAUUGAGGACAGUGGCCUUACCAUUUCUCUCCCAGGUAGCUGUUCAAGGCCCCACCUUCAAUUGUGAGAAUGGAUGGCUGAUGAGAAAAAGCGCGCUGGGGAACUGCCUCUCAAUGCGCCCGUGCCAACACUUUCAUUCCCGUCGACCACGACCGCACCUACUACUACGAGAUGACGGUCGUGGAUGAGGGUGACGGCAAGAGGAUCGGUCUCGGUUUCUGCGCUAAGGACGCUUCACUGAAUGGAAUGCCGGGCUGGGAGGUGGAUGCGUGGGGAUAUCACGCCGACGAUGGGGCCAAGUUCCCCGGACGUUCUCAGGGGUUGAAAUACGGCCCCAUGUACGGUACUGGGGAUGUCGUCGGCUGUGGGAUAGAUUUCAAGAGGGGCUUUGCCUUCUAUACUUUGAAUGCCGAGUAUCUUGGUAGGGCUACCGGAUUCCCGUCCUGGAACCGAGCUGAUCCGUUCUCCAGGCCCCGCUUUCUCGCUCAAGGAGGGGCUUCGCAUUUGGCCCAUGAUAGGGAUGGGCAGUGCUGGGGCAAAGGUUUCCGUCAACUUUGGUCAGAGGAAGUUUGCGUGGGACGGUAUAGAUGAUCUGGACGGGCACUUGGGGGAUAAUGCCGCGGUUGAGUACGGGAAAGAGGUGUGCUGUGAAAACUGCGGUCUUCAUUGA
Molecule: messenger RNA, 1032 nt
Organism: Tuber aestivum (summer truffle)
Lineage: Eukaryota; Fungi; Ascomycota; Pezizomycetes; Pezizales; Tuberaceae
Source: the annotation of a GenBank genome assembly